Apis cerana (Asiatic honeybee) is the source of this 13188-nucleotide messenger RNA. RefSeq names its product proteoglycan-like sulfated glycoprotein papilin (gene Ppn). The record is from RefSeq and is a predicted model, not a curated record. Gene Ontology annotation, biological process: extracellular matrix organization; proteolysis; transforming growth factor beta receptor signaling pathway. Gene Ontology annotation, cellular component: extracellular matrix; extracellular region. Lineage: Eukaryota; Metazoa; Arthropoda; Insecta; Hymenoptera; Apidae. Gene Ontology annotation, molecular function: serine-type endopeptidase inhibitor activity; metalloendopeptidase activity; transforming growth factor beta binding.
ACGAUUUGAAACGGUUUAAAAGAGAAAAAAGGAAAAGAAGGAAGAAAACACGAUGAAGCGCAACAGCCAAUGAAAGAGAAAGAGAAAGAGAGGCAGGGAGAAAGAAGGAAGGGAGAGAAAUUGACGGUGACUUGAGUGUCAGAAGGCCGCAGGCUCGUGGUCCCUGACCGGUCGACGCAGCCUCCUCCCGGUUCCAGAGAAUCAGAGUCACGUUCAGUCAGUGGCCGACUCCCGUCCGCGGAGGUGGUGCGCGUUGUCGUUCCUUCGGCUCCAUACACCAGUGUCGAGAGGGGUUUUCCGGUUUCCAAGCCGUGGUCCCGGCCGAUCUUCAACGGGAAUGACGGCCAUCAGGAGCACGUGGUCGUCGGUGCUUCUUAUAUUUAUUAUAGGAUUAUGCCUGCACGACGUUCUUGCGAAACAUCAUCACAUAAAAUUGAGGCACGAGAGACAUCGCCGACAACAUGGGGAGAGCUAUCUGCCAAGCAGUUUUGUGCUGGACACGGACGAGGCUGAACGAGGAACUUGGGGACCCUGGUCGUCGGCCAGCUCCUGUUCCAGGUCGUGUGGUGGUGGUGUCGCCCAUCAGACCAGGCAGUGUCUCGAUGUCGACGACAAUGGGUACAGCAGGUGCACCGGUGCAUCGAGGCGAUUCUUCUCCUGCAACAUUCAGGAAUGUCCGGGCGAGGCGAAGGACUUCCGCGCUGAGCAGUGCGCGGAAUUUAACAGCGUGCCAUUCGAGGGAAUUUACUACGAUUGGAUUCCGUACACGGGCGGGCCGAACAAGUGCGAAUUGAAUUGCAUGCCACGAGGCGAGCGUUUCUUCUACAGACACAAGCUGAUGGUGAUAGACGGGACGCCAUGCGAGGUGGAGAAGAACGACGUCUGCGUCGGAGGCAAAUGCAUGCCUGUUGGAUGUGACAUGAUGCUUGGAAGCGAGGUGAAGGAGGAUGCUUGCAGGGAAUGUGGAGGAGAUGGGUCUAAUUGUAAUACCGUUUCCGGUUUGUUCGACACGGAUGAUCUUCAAGCGGGAUACAUCGAUAUCAUACUGAUUCCCAAGGGAGCAACGAACGUUGUGAUAAGGGAGAUCGAACCCUCGAACAAUUAUUUAGCUAUUAGAAACACUUCGGGCCAUUAUUAUCUAAAUGGAAACUGGAGGAUAGAUUUCCCGCGAAGCUUGAAAUUCGCCGGGACUAUAUUCCAUUAUUCGAGAGAUCCGCAAGGUUUCUCAGCACCCGAUACCAUUACCGCCUUGGGACCGACGAAUGAGCCAAUUUACGUGGUGCUCCUUUAUCAAGACCACAACGUUGGGGUUCAGUACGAGUAUAGCGUGCCGAAGAGGGUUUCCCAGCAAACAGACGCGGAUAGCUACACGUGGAUAACCGACGAAUUUUCCAGCUGUAGCGCGACUUGUGGUGGAGGUUAUCAAUCGAGACGCGUGGCCUGCGUACGAAGAAGGGAUAACCAACCGGUGGAUGAGAGCCUUUGCGAUCCACAGUUGGAACCAGCUGACACAGAGGCAUGUAACGUGGACCCGUGUCCACCUGUGUGGGUGGAGGGCGAGUGGGGCCCUUGCAACAAGCACUGCGGCAAAGGAGGUGAGCAGAGCAGAGAGAUCAAAUGCGAGCAGGUCAUCUCCGGUGGAAUUCCCACAUUGGUGGACGAUAGUCAGUGUCUGGAGAAGGUAGGACCAAAAGGUCCGACCAACCAGGAAUGUAAUAAGGAUGUACCGUGCCCGCAAUUCCACGUGGGACCCUGGAAACCGUGUGAUCAUUUGUGCGGACCGGGCAAGCAAACCAGAAGAGUGACGUGUUACACGAAGGUGGACGGGAAGAUUCAAGUGUUGGAGGAUCAGGCAUGUGAGGGAGACGUUCCAGAGCGUGAGAAACCUUGCGAAUUGAGACCUUGCGCCGGCCUCGACUGGGUCACGUCGGAUUGGAGUGGAUGCGACGACAAAUGUGGACUUAGCCAAGAAACCAGGACCACAUACUGUGCCACUCAAGAUGGAACCGUUUAUCCGGAUGAAAAAUGCAACGUCGAAAAGCCUGAAUUGGUGCGAGAUUGCGAGAGUAAAAAGGAGUGCGAAGUUCUCUGGUUCGCUUCUCAAUGGAGCGACUGUUCAGCGAAAUGUGGGUCAGGUGUGCAGACACGCAAGGUGUUCUGUGGUACGUUCGAAGGUGAAACGGUGACGAAAGUGCCAGACGAAAAAUGCGACCCGGCCAAGAGAUUCAACGAAACGAAAAAUUGUACAGCCGAGGAGGAGUGCAAAGGAGAAUGGUUUGCUGGACCAUGGAGCAAGUGUUCGAAACCAUGCGGCGGUGGCACGAUGGACCGCAAGGUGAUUUGCAUGAAGGCCAACAUGACGGUCCCGCUAAACAAAUGUGGCACCAACAUGAUCAUAUUCUCCAUGGAAAAUUGCAACAAUCAACCAUGCGAAUCAGAUGAAGUAAUACCAAUGCAACCAGAUAAGAUCAAAGAUCUUACCGAGGAGGAUGAUGAAUGUGAAGUGUAUGAGGAUGAAGACUUUGUGACUGUCUCAUCUAGUCUUGCACUUAGCGAUAAAUCCAGCAAAAUGUCAGACCUUACCGAGGCAACUCCCCUAAGUUCACCAAGCACAGACGAUUCUACUGGAAACGACAUGGACGAUUUAAUGCUCAACGAUGAUGGUGCCACUCGAGGCGACAUAUCUCCUAGAGAAAUGGAAAAUGGUGAAGGAAGCGGAACAGAUUUCACCGAUACGUUCUUCUACACUUAUACAUCGGAAUUUGAAUCAACAUUCGAAGGAAGUGGAACCAGUGAAAUCACAGAAGAAAACGAAUUGUUUACGACAGAAUCUGGAAUCACGGAAACUGAUGUUACCGAGGAAACUGUCGAGGGAUCCACUAUGGAUUCCACCGAUGAAUCAUCUGUGGAAUCAAUGACGCAAGAAACUCUGGCAUCUGGAGAAACAGAUAUAACAACCGAAUCAGGCGCAACCGAAGCAACGACAGUUUCUUCUGAGAGCGAAGCAACUGAAGCUACAUCGAUGACAGAAUCUAUGGAGACUGAAGGUACUGGGUCGUCAGAAUCCACUGAAUCAGGUCCAACAACCUUUUCAUCGGAAACCGAAAGCACAGUUACGGAACAAGAGAUGACUGAAGAAUCUGUAUCAACAGAUAUAAAACCUGAUGACACAGAUAAAACUACAGAAACAAGCGUCACCGAGGAAACUACUGAAUCAGGAUCUACAGAACCAACAAUGUCGACAGAAUCAGGAAUAACAGAAGAAAGUACAGAAUCUGGAAUUACAACAGAAUCUGGAGUCACAACAGAAUCUGGAACCACAACAGAAUCUGGAGCCACAACAGAAUCUGGAGCCACAACAGAAUCUGAAGCCACAAUAGAAUCUGGAGCCACAACAGAAUUUGGAGCCACAACAGAAUCUGGAGCCACAACAGAAUCUAUGCCAACUGAAAUUACAGAGUCAACAGAAUCUGGAGCUACAACAGAAUCUGAAGGUACAACGGAAUCUGGAGCCACAACAGAAUCUGAAGCAACAACUGAAUCAGCAUCAACGGAAGCUACUGAAUCAACGGAAUCUGGCCCGACGGAAACUACUGUAUCUGGUGAAACUACUGAAUCUGGUCAAACUACAGAAUCUGGUGCAACAACAACAGAAGGAACGACGAUUUCCGGUGAGACUACCGAAUCGAGUGAAACUACAGAGUCUGGUACAACUGAGAGCGGUGAAACAACUGUCUCUGGAGUGACAGAGUCAACCGUUUCCGGAUUGACACCGGUUACUGAUGAAGAAGAGACCGAAGUUACUGAGAAAACACACGUAACUGAAUUCUGGACAACACUCGCUCCAGAAGAGGUCACACGCAAACAUCGCGUCUGCAAGGUGCCCAAGAAGAAAAAGACCUGCAAAACCAUGCCGUUUGGUUGUUGUUAUGAUGGAAUCACUGCAGCGCUAGGACCAUUUGGUAAAGGAUGUCCCACGGCUCAGACUUGCAAUGAGACCAAACACGGUUGCUGUCCUGAUGGAGUAUCACCAGCUACUGGUCCAGAGAACAAAGGCUGUCCCGAAUCUCUCUGCGAUGAAACAUUAUUCGGUUGUUGUCCAGAUGGAGUUACCAUUGCUGAAGGCAAUGAUUUCGAAGGAUGCAAGAAACCUUGCAACGAGACAGAAUUUGGAUGUUGUCCGGAUAACGAGACACCGGCUAGUGGAGAAAAUAACAUGGGAUGUUGCAAUGGCACUAAAUUCGGUUGUUGCCCCGAUGGAAUCAAGCCUGCUUCUGGACCGGAGGGUGAAGGUUGCGAGGAGGAGAUCACUUCUAUCACUCCACUUACUGAAGAAUAUGAAACGACCACUGCAGGACCUGUGCAGGAAGAUUGUUCGAAUUCCACCUAUGGAUGUUGUCCGGAUGGUAUUUCCAUUGCAACUGGCGCCAAUUUUGAGGGAUGUGGUAUUAUCAAUGCAGAGAAUUGUACUAUAUCGUACUUUGGAUGUUGUCCCGAUGGAGUAUCACCAGCUCUUGGGCCCAAUAAUUAUGGAUGCCAUAUGCCCUGUGAGAAUAGCACUUAUGGUUGCUGCGAAGAUGGUGUUACUCCUGCACAUGGUCCCAACAGAGAGGGUUGUUGUCUAUCGACACAAUACAAAUGUUGUCCGGAUAAUAUACUUCCUGCUCGUGGUCCCGAUUUCUACGGCUGUGGAUGUCAAUACACGAGAUUCGGAUGUUGUCCCGAUAAUAGUACCGCUGCUCGUGGACCGAAUAACGAGGGUUGCGGAUGCAAAUACACGCCUCAUGGUUGCUGUCCAAAUCGUUUUACACCGGCCACAGGACCGAAUUACGAUGGUUGUCCGUGUUAUACGUAUCAGUUUGGUUGUUGUUCCGAUGGUGUCACCAUUGCAAAAGGACCACAUGGACAAGGCUGCGGUUGCGAGAACACGGAAUUCAAAUGCUGCUCAGACGGAAGAACACCAGCAAAAGGCCCGAACUUUGCCGGAUGCACUUGCGAUGCCUCGAAAUACGGAUGUUGUCCUGAUGGUGUGGAAGAAGCUCAAGGAGAGAAUUUCGAGGGAUGUCUCUCAGUUCCAUCCACUCCAGGAGCGGCUUGCGCGUUGGAAAGAGAUAGAGGACCAUGUCGAGAUUUCACUGUUAAAUGGUACUUUGACACAGAAUAUGGUGGAUGUUCAAGAUUUUGGUAUGGAGGCUGCGAAGGUAACGACAAUCGAUUCAAGACUCAGGAAGAAUGUAAGGAAGUGUGCGUGCAACCUAAAGGAAAAGAUGCCUGUUUCUUACCAAAGAUCUCUGGACCCUGUGAAGGCUAUUUCCCUACAUGGUAUUACGAUUCAGGUAGAAAGCAGUGUGGUCAGUUUGUCUAUGGUGGAUGUCUUGGUAAUGCGAAUAAAUUUAAAACCAGAGAAGAAUGCGAGGAGCUUUGUGUCACUCCUGAUGAUCUGGAUCCUUGCGACCAAACGAAAGAAUCAGGUCCCUGUGAGGGCAACUUUACUAGGUGGUACUUCAAUGCAGAAUCACAAGCUUGCGAGCAAUUCCUGUAUGGUGGAUGCAAAGGAAAUGAUAAUAACUUCCCAACGGAAAUCGCUUGUCACCAACAAUGCCUGCAACCAGGAAGGAGACGAGUAAAACUGACAGACGUGUGCCGCUUGGAGAAAGAUCCCGGCCCUUGUCCGGGCUCUGUGUUACGCUGGUAUUAUGACGCCGGGCGUCAGACGUGUAGCCAAUUUGUUUACGGCGGUUGUAAAGGCAAUGCGAAUAGAUUCCGUACGCGUGCUGCCUGUGAGCAGCGCUGCCCUGUAAAAGAUAGUUGCUUGCUGCCGCGAGCUGAAGGUAACUGUGGUGAGAAGCAAUCUCGAUGGUACUUUGAUCAGUCGGAGAAUCGGUGCAUGCCAUUCUAUUAUACUGGUUGCGGUGGGAAUAAAAAUAAUUUCGAAUCUAGGGACGCAUGCGAAUCUGAUUGCCCGGCUAAAGUUGAGCAAGAUACCUGUCUCUUGCCCGCACUUUUGGGAGAAUGCCACAACUAUACUCAACGAUGGUACUACGAUUCAUACGAACAGCAAUGUAGACAAUUCUAUUAUGGUGGUUGCGGUGGAAACGAAAAUAACUUUGUCACCGAACAAGAUUGCAUUAACAGAUGUCAGACUACGAUUACUACCCCUGCGCCAGUAAGAGAAAUCGAAUUUAAACCAGAAUUCUGUUUCCUUCCGGAUUCUCAUGGUCCAUGUUCUGAUGAACAAAUCAAAUGGUUUUAUGACAGUAGAGAAGGUAUUUGCAAGCAGUUCAGAUAUGGGGGCUGUCAAAGCAAUGGAAAUAACUUCAAUAGUCGCGAAGAAUGUGAAUAUCGAUGUGGAGACGUUCAAGAUGCUUGCAGUCUGCCCAAAGUUGUUGGUCCCUGUAGCGGUUUUGUCAAACAAUACUAUUAUGAUUAUCGAGCAGAUUCCUGUUACGAAUUCGAAUACAGUGGUUGUCAGGGUAACAAGAACCGCUUCCAAGAUAAGGAAUCCUGCGAAAAAAGAUGUCAGAAACAAGUUGUUCAAACAGAAACAACGCCAAACAUUACUGUCACAUUUGCUCCAUUACUUGAAACUGUUUCGAAGAGCCCGAUUUGUUAUACUCCUGUUGAUCCUGGUUCUUGCAAUAGUGAUAUCACAGCUUUUUAUUACGAUUCACACAAUCAUAUGUGUCAAGCAUUUCUCUAUGGCGGUUGUGAAGGAAACGCGAAUAGGUUCCAAACAGAAGAACAAUGUGAACGUCUUUGUGGAAAGUUUCAUGGACAAGAUACAUGUAACUUACCACCGGAUUCUGGUGAAUGCCGAGGUUACUUCCAAAAAUACUACUAUGAUUCGGUCAAUCGCAUAUGUCGCGAAUUUUCAUACGGUGGAUGUGAAGGUAAUGCGAACAGGUUUAGCUCAAUGACUGAGUGUGAAUCUGUUUGCAUUCAUCAUGAGGAACCCGUGCUUCCUGGAAACGACACCAGCCUUUCAAGCUUGUCAAGUUGUAAAGAACCAGUUGACGUUGGGUCUUGCACUUCUGGUGCUACCAAACGAUUCUAUUUCGACGUUGAAGAACAAACCUGUCGAGCGUUCAUUUACACUGGAUGCGGUGGAAAUCGUAACAGAUUCAAGACCUUCGAGUCUUGUAUUAGUACUUGCCUUAGCACUACCAACGAGAUCGACGUAGAUUCUGGAAAGGAUACAAAGGAUCCUUGCACCGAAGCACGCGAAGAAUGUCAGACUAUCCGUUGCCCAUAUGGCAAAGAGGCGUUCGUGGACUCUCAGGAUUGCGAACGAUGUCGUUGCGUUGAUCCUUGUAGAACACAAAUUUGUCCCGAUAACACAAAAUGUGCUAUUACCUUAGUUGCUACCAAAGAUGGUACAGAAUACAAAGGAGUAUGUAGAUCAGUCAUGAAACCAGGCCGUUGUCCAAGUGUAUCGAAUAGUACUAGAUGCGAACAAGAGUGUCUCACAGAUGCAGAUUGUUCUGGAGAUAUGAAAUGCUGUAAUAAUGGCUGUGGUGCUUCUUGUCUCGAACCAGCCGCCGAAGAAGUUAUAUCGACUUCUCCAAGACCGUUCGUUACUCCACCUGUAGUUGGUGCUGAACCAGCUUCCAUCAAGCAACCAGAGGAGCCGAAAGUCAGUGCUCAGGAAGGUAGUUACGUAACAUUGAAGUGCAUUACUUUAGGAAAUCCAAAACCAAUGAUCACAUGGAGAAAAAGCACGACGUUGAUUGCACCUUCAGAAGCCAGACGUCGCAUAUUAUCCGAUGGCUCUCUUCAAAUUAUUAAUUUAGAUCGAUACGAUGGUGGAACUUAUGUCUGCACAGCUGACAAUGGUUUAGGCCCACCGGUAAGAGCAGAAUACCAAUUGACUGUCACAGAACCGAAAGAACUAGCUGCGGCCAUCCUAGGAGAGCCUGAUGCACGUGUGACAGUUGCCAUAAACUCUCCCAUAUCUCUGCACUGCUACGCAUGGGGUUGGCCCAGACCUUUCGUCACUUGGUGGCGAGGCGAACGCAUGUUGCCACUCGCUUCGGAGACUUACGAACAGGAUUCUGAAUACACACUUCUGAUUAGAACAGUCACUAUACAGACUCUAGGUGUUUAUACCUGUCAAGCAUUCAACGCAAUUGGUAGAGCUGCAUCUUGGUCGAUCACAUUGCAAGCUAUCGGUCCCGUAUACAAUAUCAAGCCCGAGUUCGAACAAUAUAUGAAAUACCUGAUUGAUGCUCCUAAAAAAGCUGAGAAACCUAAAUAUCCUUAUAGACCCGAUAGAACCCAAACUCCUGACUAUCGACAGAUUUAUGGAGCUAGUAAUACGACUAGACAGAGUCAAAUUUCUACGGUUAGUCCUAUUGGAUGGACUACUCCGGAGUAUGGUUUGAGGUUUAGAGUGCCUGUCACAGCCAAUAUAACGAUAGGACAAAAUCAAUUCCCAGAGGGUAGUGAUGUUAAUAUCGCUUGCCAUGUCGAUGGUUAUCCGAUUCCUCGAGUAUCUUGGUAUAAGGAUAAUGAAAUAAUUCAUCCGAAUAACCGAAUUCAAAUUACUGAAGUGAACAGACUCGUAAUCAGUGAUGCGAAUCGGGAAGAUUCAGGAAGAUAUCGUUGCGAAGCGAGUAAUGAUUAUUCCUCUGCUUCUGCUAUGGUGGAUAUACAAGUUGCUGGAAUCUUCAUUCACCCGAAUUGCCAAGAUAAUUCGUUCUUCGCUAAAUGCGAUCUGAUCGUUAAAGCAAAGUAUUGCACACACAAAUAUUAUGCGAAGUUCUGCUGUCGAUCCUGUACCGAGGCUGGUCAACUUCCUUCCAGAGGUCCUCACUUAAAUAAUUCGAAAAGAAGGCGAAGAUACAUUCUGAAGAGCCUCAUCUAAGAAUCUUUCUUCGAUUUCUUCCGGUUAGUCCGACGAACAAAGCAAAGAGCAGCAGUUACGAUCAGGCAAAUAUCGGCUCUUAAUGCAUAAUUUCGAUUAUUAAUUAGAUAUAAAUGAAAGAAACGAUGACGAGAUUUAAAAGUGAUCAUUCGAUUCGACACAUUUGUCUGUCUCGAUGGUGUGCCGUGUAAACGUGACGUUAAUUCACUGCCAAAGCCUUAGAACGUCUAUACAUAGAUACAUUUAAUAUAUAAAUUAAGCAACAGCGAGGCGGAAGAACGUGAAGAUGAGUCGCAUAACGAGAUAAUGUAAUUCUUUUUUCGUUGAUGUUUUAAUUAUAUUACUCCGUAUAUCUUUGUUUCAAAGUCGUCAUCGUCGUUGUCGUUUUAUGUAUGUAUAUACGAUCUGACGCUGGAAUCCUAGUCGGUCGAAGCCAUAUUAGGACAGGAAUGAUCGCUGUCCACCAGAAAGCGUCUCGAGAUUGGAUACCCGAUCGAUGCUAUUUUGCUUUUCUUUUCCUUUUCCUUUCCGUUCGAAUCGCGUUCGAAUCGUUAGAUAUCUAGUUGUGAGAGUUAUAUGGAAUCAUAUGAUGAAAUAUGAUAAUUGAAAGCUGAAAUAUUUGAUAAAAAUAUCGUUAAGAAGAAAAUUUAUUGGAAAGAAAAUGAGAUAAUUCUUUAAUUUAAAGUAAACUUGAAUUUUUAAAUUAUUAUAAAUUGUUCUGUUGUAAAAAUCUUUUGCAAUGAUGAUAUAUUUUUUUUGAAUUUUGAUUAAAGUAACUAUGAAGAAAAGAUAAAUAAUCAAAUGAUUCCAAAUAUAAGUAUGAUGGAUCUACACAAUGAUGAGAUCUAUCGAUCAAUUUGUAAAUGUAACAUGAACAAUAUAUAAAAAUUUAAUCGUUAGGGGAACAAAAGGACAAGUCAAAAGUCAAUAUGUAAUUUUUCUUUUUUUUUUUUUUAUGUGAUCGAAACAAAGGAGAGAGGCGAUAGAGAAUGGAAGUGGGAGAGAGAACCUGUACCUAUUUGUAUGAAGCAUAUACGUAUAAGUAUGAAACGUUACGUUGUAUAAUAUAAAUAGUUUAUUAUGCAGUAUGCCAUUUAUAUACUCUAUAAUAUUGUUAUUACUUAUUCCUUAUUCGAUAUUAUUGCCAUAGCAUGAAUUAGUCCUUUGUCACGAUUGAACGAUACUUAUAUCAUAGCGACGAUUGGUAAUGUGAAGGUGCAACAUCGUGACGACGAUCUUGAUUUGUCAGAUGGAUUAUAACAAGUGAAAAAAUUAACUAGAUUAGAUAAAAUUGAUUAGACAAAAUAUUGAGACUUUCUAAUUUAUUUCUCUUUAUUUUUAUAAUUUUAUUCAAUUCUAUUUCGAUAAUUGUAUAAGUUAUUAAAAGUUGCAAUUCUGAAAAUAUAAAAUUAUAAUUUUAGAAAAUUUUAUUUGCGAAGCUUGUUAAAAAAAAAUUAACUCAUUGGAAGUUGAAUAAUAAUGUACAAGUAUUGAAUCACGAUACGCACCUUCUUUCACUAUAUUAACAUGUUGCAUUUAUAUAUUUGUUCCUGAACAUUUUAAUCGUAAUGUUAACUACAUACUGUUACUAUAUACUGUAUCAUCUAUCGUGAUUUCUUGGCAUUCGAAAAUGAGAGCAUACAUUACAUAUCCCAUUUUCUUAAUAUUAAUCUAAAACUUAUCAACGUUUUAUUUUCUUCACAAUUUUUUCAAACAUAUUUUUAUUUUAUACAAAAUAGAAACAUUUCUUUCUUAUUUAAUUAUUUGUUUAAUAAUACUUAACAAAAAAAAUAUGAAAUUUAACUGGAUAUAUAACAUUUCCUUUCCAUAUUUCAAAUGAAGGAUAAUUAUUAAGAAUAUAGAUGAACAGAGAUAGAAAUUAAGAUAAUUAAGAAGUAAUUUAUGCUUUUAAUUUCGAAUUGCCACAGAAAUGUCAGUAGCUCGUAGCGUAUCAAAAUUCCGAAGGAAAAGGUACCAAAAGCAUUUAUAAUUAUACAUAAUAUAUAUAUUAUUAUACAUAUAUUGUAAAUGUAAGUUUUACUCGAUGAUGGAAAGAAUCCACGGAACCGUAGGAAAAGAUAUUCUUCUUUCGUCUGAUUGUUUCAGUCACAGUAAAUGACAGUGCCUUAUUAGAAAGCUCUUCGAAAGUGUCGGGGAAGGAGUGCUAAAUAGAACUUUACAUACAGAAUAUCGUUAGUGUAAAUACAAAAUGUAGCGUACGCGAUGCAAAAUGAAUUGAAUUUCAAUCAGAAAUUUAUCGAAUAGUCACUAAAACGAUAUUAGAUGAUCGUACCAAAGUAUCAAAUAACAAUUCCUCCGAUUUUUAUAUUUCCUUAUCUAAUCAAGAUUAUUGUAUUUCUUUUUAAUUGUAUGUUAAUUACAUAGAAUUUAUGAAGUUGUAAGAUGAAGUUGUAAAAUUGCGACAAUCACAGUAUUUCUUUAGAAAGAAAAAAAAGAAGAAAAAGAAAAAGAAAAGCGCAUAUCGAGACUUUGAUAAAAAAUUUUUUAUUUUAACGAAAAUAUAAUAGUCAUUUGUGAUGCAUUUGAUUGUUUCUUUAAUCUAUCCGGAGGAAUCGUAGAAAAGAAGAAAAAAAGGAAAGAAAGAAGGAAAAAUGAAAGAAUAUUGAGUACUCUUCUCCUCCGUACUCCUUUAGAUAUGACCAAACUAGACAUGACAUAAUUGUAAUAACUAGACUCUGGAUAUUUAUGUAUUCAUUAAAAUUUUAAUAUAAUAGGUACAUAUUUGAAAAUAUAAAAAAUAUCCAAAAUAGGAUUUUUAAAGCGAAUUAAAUAUACGCGAUCUAUAGAUUUAUCCUUUUUUCGCUUUAAAUUUAAAUAUUUUAAAUAUUUUGACAAUCUAAAAAGUUUCGUAUAAUUUAAUUUGAACAUUAGAGGUUAUUUUGUGACGGAUUAAUUUAAUAUUAUUGUAUUUCAUACACAAAAUUUUCAUUUUUUUUAAAACACAAUUAAUUUACAUAUUUUCCUUUUCAUGAAAAUAUGAAUUUGCAUAAAAAUCCUCAGUCUAGUGAUAACGUAGUAACACAAUAUUAUUUAGUACAUGUAUAAAUAGUUCUCGUAGUUUUUAACGGGCAUGUAUGUACCUAUGCAAUGAUUGCAUAUCGGUAAGAGUAAAAAGGGGAAAAAGAAUAAGUAACAUAGAAAGAAUGUAUCGUCUUUGUUACGAGAAAUAAUAUCGAGUCGAAAAGAAAGAGAAAGAAAAAAAAAAGAAUACUUGAGCGAGCGCAGUUUCGGUAGAUUUUCUCUAUUCUAUAGUAUUCUAUAGUAAAUAAUUUAUAUUUCUACCGUGUGAUUUUUAAGUCUGUACAAUGACCACACACACGCACACACGCACACACACGUACACAUACGCAUUCAUUUACACGUUACACAUUAAUGAUGUAUAUAAUUAUCGCUAUAUUACGUAAUAUACUCGUUUUAAUCGACCUAUUAUCGGCUACUGGAUACUCCUCUUGAAGACACUUUGUAGAAAUGAUCGUGACAGUUGAUUCGUCGAUUUUUUGAUCGAUUUUAUAAAAAUCGAUGCAUUUUUCUAACUUGUGAAAGUAGUUUUUCGAUAAUAAUAAUAUUAUUCUAUAAUGAUGUUUAGAAUGGCUAUGAUAGUUGUAACGAUAUUAUAAUCAAAAGAUUUAAGGUAAUAUUAAUGAAGCGUUUAAUUCUUAAUUAAUUUUAAUUAUAUCACGUAAAACUUCGUGAAACUUCUAGUUCUAGGGAAUAUAUUGCAAAAGUAAGAUGUCUUUCGAUAUUAAUCAUUUUUAAAUUUAUUAUUUUUUUAAUUUUAUAUUUUAUAUUUCUGAAAGAGACAACAUUUCUCUUGUUUUUACAUAAAAUAAACUUAAGGUAGAGCAUGGAACGUACCUCGCGUAGAAUCAACAGAAAUUUUUUCGAAAUUUUUAGUUCUAACAUUCUUAUAUAGAGUUAAAAACAAGAGAGAGAAAUUUUUAAACGAAUCAACUUCCUUCACGAUUGUUCCUACGAAUACACCGACAAAGGAUUUGAAGCGUAGUUACGUGAAAAUGGAUAAAUAACUAAAUUAAUCAAAAGAAAAAAAAGGAACGGAAAAAUAUCAGAGAAAAAUAUUCUCCAAUGUAUUAUCUAUACAUGCAUAUAUAGCUCACACAUCGCGACAGUGCUGAAGAUUUUAGUGAGUGUAUUUGUAACUGUAAGUUAUACCUUUAGAUAAUGAUUUAAUAUAAUAUAAAUAUAUAAUUAUAUAAAAUAAAGGUAGAUUUAAAGGAAUGCCACUAUACAAACAUUGUAUGGACAAUAAUAAUAUAAGAUCCUUAAAAUAUAUGAUUAAAUAAUGA